AUGCAAAACUAUACCUCAGAAGUGGUUCUGAGCUCGUCUUUACGUCCAGUUCUUGCUUCGGGUGAGACUAUUCUGUUGCAGCAGCGUGAUGUCGGUCUCUAUGAAGGCAACACGAAAUUAUUGGCUUAUGAUAAAGGUGUCGCGUAUCUGUCCAGUCAUCGUCUCCUAUGGAUCCCGGAAUCACCACAUCCAACAUCAACCACUAUCGCCGUAGCUCUUGCAAACAUUGUCAAAAUGGAGCCGUUGCCUGCUUUUCUCACACAAUCACCAAAAAUCGCCCUGCACCUAACUCCCAAAUCCACGGAUACAACUCCAUUAUCAGCUUCAUCGUCCUCCAUUCACUCUGUCGACAGCGUAAACGACUGGACAUGUCCGAUCUGCUCAGCACGUAAUCGCAGUCAGGAUCUCAAAUGUAGCGAAUGUGGAGUCAAGAAGCAGACCAUCGUCGAACCGCCUCCUGCUUCACAACCACCACCUGUAAAAGAUGGCAAAGUAUGCAGAGCAUGCACAUUCAUAAACCACAUAGAUAUGCAGGAAUGUGAAGUUUGCUCUACACCCCUUGCGAACAUCGCUGAACCCAUACUACCAACAUCUACAGUACUUUUGAGCACGCCAAUUGCGGCACCUGUAUUUAUAUUAAGAUUGUCAUUCAGGAGUGGUGGUAUGCCGGAUUUUGCUAAAGCUUUACGGCUAGCUAUACAAAAGAAGGAGUGGGAGAAACAGGUCGAGACUCCCAAAGUUAGCUCACCGCAGGGUAGAGAUAUGAUGGGUGGUAUUGGAAGCAUAAUGAGAAAUGUAGAUCAGUCAAGGGUCGCCACCAACGAAUCAUUAUCCGAAGCAUUCAGAGAUCUGGAUGCACUCAUGCAGAAAGCUGCAGAGUCCAUCAGUACCAAACUUGCCUCAUCAUCGGCAUCAUCAAAUGAGGAUUCUUCAGAAAUGGCAAUGUUUCGUGAAUACCUAGUGGAUUUGGGUAUCUCUAGUCCUGUUACAAAAAAGACAGCCGGAAACAUGUAUGAUACAGAGCUAGCUCGUCAACUUGCUGAAUUCCUGGAAGUUGUUCUACCACGCAGUGGUGGAAUGAUGACUAUGGUGGAUGUGUACUGUAUAUUUAAUCGUGCUCGUGGUGUUGCUCUGGUCUCUCCAGAAGACUUGAUUCGUGCCUCUCAGCAAUACGAGCGAAUCGGUCUUCCAUACCGGUUACGGAAAUUUGAUUCAGGACUAUUGGUAGUUCAGUCCGCAACUCAAAACGACGCUGAUACUGCAACAAGAGUUCGUGAACGGGUUCAAGCUACAAAAGGUGGAUUGACUGCUGUGGGAUUCGCCACAUCAGAAAGGAUAUCAGUCAUACUCGCUCGUGAACAGCUUCUUAUGGCAGAGUCAAGAGCAUUGGUUUGUAGAGACGACUCGAUCGAAGGACUUCGGUUCUACGACAACCUUAUAUUAUAUUCAUAG
Molecule: messenger RNA, 1452 nt
Organism: Synchytrium microbalum
Lineage: Eukaryota; Fungi; Chytridiomycota; Chytridiomycetes; Synchytriales; Synchytriaceae
Exons: 8
Coding region: 1-1452 (483 amino acids)
Biological process (GO): protein transport to vacuole involved in ubiquitin-dependent protein catabolic process via the multivesicular body sorting pathway
Cellular component (GO): late endosome membrane; ESCRT II complex
Molecular function (GO): ubiquitin binding; phosphatidylinositol-3-phosphate binding
Source: RefSeq, a predicted model, not a curated record